AUGACGGCGAAAUCGGCCAGGGAUGACAGGAAGCAAUAUUGGGCUGAAAUAGAGACCUCAAUGGAACAGGCAUCGAACGUUAGUGACACUCGAAAGCUCUACCGUCUGAUCCGCCAAGUUGGCGGUAAGCCCUCUACACUGAGUGACUCUCUUCGCGAUGUGAACGACGGCUUUAUUGCUGACAACUCGGCCAAAGUCGAGCGCUGGCGUGAGUACUUUGAGCACCUACCUCGCCAUUGCUCUCCUCCUCAGCAGAGUUUCUUCCCUCUUCUACCUAUGCAGUGCCAUGCAAUCCCCCCUCCGAGGGAGAAGUCGAUGAUGCCAUACGAAAGUUGCGCAACAAUAGGACACCCGGAGAGGACGGUAUACCCGCUGAAAUCUUUAAGUCUUGUGUCAACACUCUGGCGCCCUGGCUCCAUGAGGUGAUUGAAAGAGAGUGGAGAGACGAGGUUGUUCCUGAUGACUGGGGCUUAGGCAUCCUUGUACUUAUCAUCAAGACGAGAUGCGAGAACUACCGCGGCAUAAGUCUCAUCGACGUUGCUGCGAAGAUCUUCGCUAUUGUCCUACUUGGGCGAUUCCAGGCUGUGCGUGACUCUAGCACGAGGCCCAACCAAGCCGGAUUUCGUGCUGGACGUGGAUACGCAGACCAGAUAUUCACAUUGCGGCGCAUUCUCGAAUUUCGCCAAAGCUACUAA
Spirometra erinaceieuropaei is the source of this 695-nucleotide messenger RNA. NCBI's taxonomy places the organism in Eukaryota, Metazoa, Platyhelminthes, Cestoda, Diphyllobothriidea, Diphyllobothriidae. The record is from the annotation of a GenBank genome assembly.